Molecule: messenger RNA, 2692 nt
Organism: Theobroma umbraticum
Lineage: Eukaryota; Viridiplantae; Streptophyta; Magnoliopsida; Malvales; Malvaceae
Gene: RSY3
Product: Adenine nucleotide alpha hydrolases-like superfamily protein
Biological process (GO): tRNA processing
Molecular function (GO): ATP binding; ligase activity, forming carbon-nitrogen bonds
Source: RefSeq, a predicted model, not a curated record
CAAUCAUUUCAAGUGAUGAGAAUAUGAAAGGCUUCCUUUCCUAAAGAAAAAACAUUGGAGAAACCCAUGUAAGGCAUCCUCUUCACUUGCAUAACUGUGCUGUGUCUGACCGUAUAUCCCAUAGCGGGGGACAGUGGUUGGGGUUUGAGGAUUGUGAUUGCUUCUUGGGUUCAAGCUUAUAUACUCUCUGUUUGGAUUUUCGGUAAGAGGCUUACCCGGAAAUUCUAGGCAAAAAAUACCAGCAGUGCACGCCGCACAGCUUGAACCCAGUAAAUGGCGCGAAGCCUACUCCUUUGCUCACAAACCAGAACCAGAGCCAAGCUUUCAUUCUCACUCCCACAUCGCAAAUUCCGGUCCAAGCCCCACCGUCAUCACCUUUACUAUGAACAUCAAAAUCUUCCUUCAACGCGCGUCUUUUGCCACUGUGUUAGCUCCCCACCGUCAACCGUAGUAGAUAUGGCCAAGUACAACGAAGCUUUCUCCAGGCGAAUGGCCAUGGCCGGCCUCAAACCCCACAAUCAUAUUGCUUUAGGAGUAUCUGGGGGACCGGAUAGCAUGGCUUUGUGUGUUCUAGCAGCUAAUUGGAAAACUGAAGGCCUAUAUGGCAGUGACAAGAGUGGAAAUUACAUUGAUGGUCUCUUGGCAAUAAUUGUUGAUCAUGGGCUUCGUCCAGAGAGCAAAGAUGAAGCAAGUCUAGUGGGACAUCGGGUUGCAGAAAUGGGAAUCAGAUUUGAGGUUGCCCGUUGUGAUUGGUCAAAUGGCAAGCCAAAACAAGGUCAUUUGCAAGAAGCUGCUCGUGAAAUGAGGUAUAAAAUAUUUCAGGAUGUUUGUAUGCAAAACCAGAUCAGUGUUUUACUUGUUGCACAUCAUGCAGAUGACCAGGCUGAGUUAUUCAUUCUUAGAUCAUCUCGUGAUAGUGGGGUCCUUGGACUUGCUGGCAUGGCAUUCACAUCUCAAGUGUUCUCUUCACAUGCAUAUUUUUGUAACAAAGAUUGGAAAUGUCAUAGCAUUCUUCUUGUGCGGCCACUUCUGGAUUUUUCAAAAGAAGACAUGUACAAGAUAUGUCAAGGGAGUAACCAUGAUUGGGUUGAGGAUCCAACAAAUCGAAGUUCAUUAUUUGCUCGGAAUAGGAUUCGGAUGUCACUGGGAAAUUUGUCAUCUUGUAUCUUUAAGUCUGAACUACAAGCAGUUAUUUCUGCCUGUCGAAAAACACGCACCUAUGUUGAUCAAAUUUGUAACAAUUUGAUAAAUCAGACUGUCACAAUAAUGGAACAGGGUUAUGCAGUUAUCAAUUUAGAGGCACUUAAACCAUCAAAAAUUGAGGACAUAUGCCUGUCUAAAUUUAUCGCAUUGGUUUUACAGUUUAUUUCACAAAGGCAGAGGCCAAUUAGAGGUAGUACUUCAAAAUUGCUGUUGCAAUACAUUCGUACCAUCCCAUGCAAGACCUCCCUUACUGCGGCUGGUUGCUACAUUUGUCCAGCUCCUGGGUCUAAGGGUACCAAAGCUCUGAUAUGCUGCUCUGUUAAUGGUCCUCUGCCUUCAAAGGCAGAAUUAUUUCAUGUACACUCUAGUGAAGAGCAGAAGCAUUUUUUUUCAAAUGACUUGGAACAAAUUAUAGCAAAUGGAAAAUCAUAUUCUAUUAACUUGCUCCCUAAUGCAUCCAAAGUGCAGUUUUUGAACAUGGGGUCUGCAUCAGUUCUAGGUGAAGCCCAGAGACUAGGUAUUAUCAGUGAGUCAACCUAUAGAAACAUUAUUUUAUUGCAAAAGGAGGAAGUCAAACGUUUCAAGUCUAAAACAGAUGAACUUGUGUCUGAAUGUAAGCCAAAGCAGGAAGCUGAACAUGUUGCUGCAUUUCUGAGUGAACCACUUCUCGAUGGGCAAACAUACUUCUUCAUGAACCGGUUCAUUAUCUCAUGGAAAGUAAGCAAAGAAAUUUCUUGGAAUGCUUUUCCCGGAGAAGCUUAUUGUCUCUCAUAUUUGGGAGGGGAAAGUCAGCAGAGUCAUUGCUGUUGUAUAAACAGGCAUGACAUGGUAGCCAAGAUUCGUCCCAUGACUGAUGCUGAUUGGCUCUAUCUUGCCAAGUUGUCGAAGUGGCCAAGUUCAGAUAAUUUUGAAGCAACAAAACUUCCUUUCUCUAUUGAAGCAAAUCCAUUAACCAAGAAGACAAAAAUAUGCUCAGAUUAUUCAAGGUUAUCUGCAAAAGGAGCUCUCAAAUCACUGAAAUCUGUCCCUGCUGCAGCAAGAAGAAGCAUUCCGGUCCUGGUCAAUCAUGAUGGACAGCUACUUGGCAUCCCAAGCAUUGGCUUUAACCAUUGCCCUUUCUUGAUGACGUCUGCCGUAUUCAAGCCAAGAGUACCACUUGGAGGGGGACACAGUUCCUUUCUUUAGUCUUCUUAAUUUCAGUUUAUCAGGUCUUGAUUUUAUACAAGCCUGGGAUACUAGAAGGAAUGCCAUUUGCCCCCCUGAAAAAGGUUGGAGGAAUGCUGGGUAUACAUCACAUUUUGUGGUAAACUAAAGUUGAAAAUGUAACUACAAAGCUCUCCUUAGGUCACUCAUUUAUCCCUUCUCUUUAUAAUUCAUUUGUUUAUUUUUAUGGUUGUAACAUCAUUUUCCUUCUAUAUUUUAGUAGCAGAGCCAUUCUUUUAAAUGUACAGCAUUACCAAAGUGUUAAUAAUACUUUUUAUUUAUGUCA